Messenger RNA from Penicillium arizonense, 1107 nucleotides. RefSeq names its product SNG1 family protein. The transcript has a single exon. The record is from RefSeq and is a predicted model, not a curated record. The coding region runs from base 1 to 1107 and encodes 368 amino acids. Lineage: Eukaryota; Fungi; Ascomycota; Eurotiomycetes; Eurotiales; Aspergillaceae. Gene Ontology annotation, cellular component: membrane.
AUGAAGGCCUUGAAAAUCCUUCUCGUCGACUACGACGACGGCAUCGUUGGACGGUCAGUCAAAGCUGCUUAUUCCCAACUAGCAAGCCCCAGCUUUCCAAUUAUCAUUGAACAUUCAUCGACCGAUUAUCCCACUGCAAACAACAUUCGAGAAGCCGUCUGCAAGGGUCACUACUGGGGUGCGAUUUACGCCAAUCCUAACGCAUCUUCACGGUUGUCUGCCGCACUUGCCUCUCCCGAAGCUGCCCAAACAUACCAAAACUCUGGGGCGUUGACUUAUAUUUCGAACGGCGGAAGAUAUCCCUCCUACAGCCAAGUCAUCUCUUCGAGUCUCCAGAUCCUAGUCCAGGGGACUAGAGGUGCCUACAAUGCUAUGAUGGGAAUCGAAGCGAUGGCUACAGCCAACACGACAAAUGCGAAUAUCGCCCAGGUCUUAUUUGACCCGAUUGCCGCCUCAUCCAUUGAUAUUAGUCCGAUAAACCAGGGUGUCCGUUUCUACUACAACACUGUCACGAUGGUCAUGGUUAUCUUGCCACAAUUCUUCUUCGUUAUGGCGCUAAACGGUAUCUCAGCUCAAACAAACAUCUUUGGCUUACUGUCCCUGAAAAAGAACAUCGCUUUUCGACUGGGUGUGUCUAUCAGCUUCACUAUCAUCGCAUCACUCUGUAUGACAGGCUAUAUUUGGGCCUUCCGAGAAGAUUGGGGAGUCACAUCCGGCCAAUUCGCAUUGACAUGGAUGGCGGUAUGGCUCGCCAUGCACCUUAACUACUUCAUCAUCGAUUCCGUAACAGCAGUUGCCCCGAUAAGUCUCAUGCCAUUUUUCAUUCUAACUUGGGUCAUAAUGAAUGUCGCAAGCACUCUCGCUCCUUUCGAGUUGUCUCCUGGGUGGUACCGCAUCGGAUAUGCCCUCCCGGUCUAUGAGCUCUACCAAGUCCUCCUCGAUAUCUGGACUCACAGCUGCAACCCGACUCUAUAUUGGUCACUGCCUAUCUUGUUCUCUUGGUGGCUUGUCGCUUUGGUCGCCUUCGUCGCCGCAAUGCGUUGGCGAGUCCUUUCAGCUUCCGUCCAGUCUACGGAGCCGAGUGUUGUCGAUUCUGAGAAGGCCUAA